AUGGGAAGAAAGUCACUGUACCUUCUGAUUGUGGGGGUUCUUCUAGCAUAUUAUAUUUAUACACCUCUCCCAGAUAAUUUUGAGGAGCCAUGGAGAAUGAUGUGGUUGCACACACAACUGAAAACUACAGAACAUUUGGCUACAUUUGUUGAGCUGCUGGGACUUAACCAUUUUAUGGAUUCCCUAAUGAUUACCAUGAGAUUUAAUGAAGUCCCACCGACCUCAGAUGAAAAUGUCACUGUGACUGAGACUAAAUUCAAUAACAUUCCUGUCCGUAUAUACAUGCCGCAGAGGAAGUCAGAAGCUCUAAGAAGGGGUGUGUUUUACAUCCAUGGUGGUGGCUGGUGUUUGGGAAGUGCUGCUUUUCAUAAUUAUGAUCUUCUGUCAAGAUGGACAGCAGACAGACUUGAUGCUGUUGUCAUAUCAACCAACUACAGAUUAGCACCUAAGUAUCAUUUCCCAAUUCAAUUUGAAGAUGUAUAUAAUGCUUUAACGUGGUUCUUACACAAAAAAGUUCUUGCAAAAUAUGGUGUAAACCCUGAGAGAAUCGGUGUUUCUGGAGAUAGUGCAGGAGGGAAUUUAGCUGCAGCCGUGACUCAGCAGCUCUUAAACGACCCAGAUGUCAAGGUCAAACUGAAGAUCCAGUCUUUAAUUUAUCCUGCCCUUCAGACUCUUGAUGUAGAUUCACCAUCAUAUCGAGAAAACUCACAUUUUCCAGUUCUGUCCAAAUCACUCAUGGUCAGGUUCUGGAGCGAGUAUUUUACUACAGACAGAUCACUUGAGGAAGCCAUGCUGUCCAACCAGCAUGUUCCUGUGGAAUCGAGUCAUCUGUUCCAGUUUGUUAACUGGAGUUCCUUACUCCCCGAGAAGUUUAAGAAAGGCCAUAUUUAUAAGAAUCCAACUCAUGGUAGUUCUGAGCUGGCAAAAAAGUAUCCAGGAUUCCUAGACGUGAGGGCAUCACCUCUGUUGGCUGAUGACAAGAAGUUGCGUGGUUUACCCCUGACCUAUGUCAUCACCUGUAUACGACGUCUUAAGAGAUGACGGACUCAAUAUGACGUCUUAAGAGAUGACGGACUCAUGUAUGUCACCCGACUUCGGAAUGCUGGAGUUCAGGUGACCCAUAACCACAUAGAGGGUGCAUUCCAUGGAACACUUUCAUUUCCUGAAUUCAAAAUUAGUUACAGGAUGAGAAAUCAGUAUAUUAAUUGGCUAAGGGAAAAUCUAUAAUAAAACAUUUAUCAAUGAUACAUUUUCAGAAUAAAGUAAAUCUCAAAACAUCAAAAAAUCCACAUUAGAAAUUGUUUUUUCUUGGAAUGCUUUACUUAAGGUGCACAUAUAGUCUAAUAAUUCUUACUGUAAAUAGUUACCUUUCCACUUUUCUUUUUAACUCCGAAAGAUUUCAUUGAAUUUUCCACAUUGUCUAUCUGCUAUUUCUGCAAUUUUCCCCUUACAUUGUUAAUCUUACUUUUUAAGUAUCUUGUUUUCUUGUAUACUCUCUUUUUGUGUGUUAGCUAUUAUUUGCAAUUGCAGGAGGAUAAAUUAAGCGAAUAUUGCCCAUCUGAGUUAUGUUUGAGAUUUUAAUCAAUGCACAUUUAGGGUCUGAAAAACUUGUAAUUACAAUGAGCUAAGUUUCAACUCUCUUCAAAAGCAGUUGCUACAGUACAACGCCAUUUUAUUACCACUGUAAAUUUCUCUUCUUCUGUGAAACACCUCUAGAAUCCAGGCACCAAGUGUUGCACUAUUCAAUGCAAAAGAUCACUGUGCACUUUGGGGAAUUAGCGGCAUUGCAUUUGGGGAAAGGUAGAGAAACUGAAACAACCAAAGACUACAGUUGUAGAAGUAACUGACCAAUGACAGAAAAAUUUAAUCUGUGAAAAGCCCAUCCUGACAUUGCAGGGAGGAACACAAAAUAAAAUGGAAUGUAUUUCAAGACUAAGCAGAAUUAUUUGUACUGACCGUGAACUAUGUAAUUCAUUCUCGUUAUGAAACAGCACAGCCACAGGCAGUUUUCAGGUGGGGCAGGAGCUCCACGCAGCCAUCUGCUACUAAAGCUACUUCCAUCUUUGUCCUUCACCAUCUUCACCAUCUUUUGUAUAAAUACUCAUAAUUAUUGAGCUCAUUUCUGAGUACCAUCUGAAUCUUCUGUUUAGGCAGAGAUGGGAUUUGGCAAAAGAGCUACACUUGAGGCAAUUUUAUUACAUCAGGAGAAAAUAGUAAUCACAGAAGCUACAACCAAUAGACUUCUUAUAUUUCGUUUUCUAGGAUUGUAUCACAAGAAAUUUUGCAAAGAAGGAAGUUUUGUUGUUGGGCAAAUUACAUUAUCUUAUGCAAGAAAUAAGCUAAGAAUCGAUAGGUAACUAGCAGAAUAUGCCACACACAUCUAUAGCAGUAACUUGUUAAAAAACAAUUGUGGGAUAAUGAUUUUCUGAAUAAGUAAGUAGAGUUGUGGGUUAAUAUUAAAUGUAAUGAAUAGACAUAUAAGUUGGAUUAAGGUCCCAAAUGAUCAUUUCUGUACCACAUACAAACAAAAAAUGUGUUCGUUGUUUUGAAAUAAACUCUUGAAUUCUUC
Messenger RNA from Galeopterus variegatus (Sunda flying lemur), 2569 nucleotides. RefSeq names its product arylacetamide deacetylase-like. NCBI's taxonomy places the organism in Eukaryota, Metazoa, Chordata, Mammalia, Dermoptera, Cynocephalidae. The record is from RefSeq and is a predicted model, not a curated record. Gene Ontology annotation, cellular component: membrane. Gene Ontology annotation, molecular function: carboxylic ester hydrolase activity.